Molecule: messenger RNA, 2031 nt
Organism: Ziziphus jujuba (common jujube)
Lineage: Eukaryota; Viridiplantae; Streptophyta; Magnoliopsida; Rosales; Rhamnaceae
Exons: 8
Coding region: 217-1791 (524 amino acids)
Biological process (GO): nucleotide-excision repair, DNA gap filling; DNA synthesis involved in UV-damage excision repair; DNA strand elongation involved in DNA replication
Cellular component (GO): nucleus; delta DNA polymerase complex
Molecular function (GO): DNA-directed DNA polymerase activity
Source: RefSeq, a predicted model, not a curated record
GCAAAGGUAAAAGAAAUCCACGAAAAAAAAAAAAUUUAAAAAAAGAAAAAAAGAAAAAGUGAAACCCCCAAGAAAGCAAUUGGCGGGAAAAGGAACGGCGAAUUGGGAGGGAAACUCAUCCAUUUUGUUUAUUAUUAUUAUUUAUCAUAUUUAUUGGUAAAUUCUGUUUUCUGUUUUUCGUGUUAAAAAAAAAAAAAAAAGAAAAAAGAAAAAGAAAUGGCACAAAUCGAAACCCUAGGUAUACUCCAAGAUAUCCAAUCCCUCGUCUCUGAUCAACUUCAAGUGGUUUCCUACAAAUGGCUGAGUCGCAAUUACUUGGUGUCAUCAAGUACUGCAAUGAGGUUGCUAAAAGAGUUCGUUGAAAAACAUGAAAAUGGGUUUGAAGUGGUUUACUUAUUGUCUGGUUGGUUGAAGAGUAACCCUCCAAUUUAUCAUCGAAAGCUUGUAUCUGGGUCUAAACUUCCAGAAGCUAAACAGGAGUUCAAUGAGAGUUGUUCAGUUCAGGUUUAUAGCGUGCAAGCUUGCAUUCCAAAGGAUCCUGCUGUUCUUUGGAAUGCUGAGUUUCUACAAGCGGAGGAGCUCUUUAAGCAGCCUUCAACAGUUGACAAUUGCUUGAGAGAUAACAGAUUUUGUGGGAUUUCCAAUUCCUUUGUCAAGCGCAAUGUGGAGGGAACACCAUUGGAUAUUUCAUCUUCACACCUUAAAAGUGAAGUAAACCUUGGUCUCAAAAGUAAUUUGGCUCAUCAGAGUAUCACUGUUCCUCAAUCUCUGCAAAACAAGGGGCAGCAGUCUAGUUCAAAAGCUGAUUUGCUGUCUCCUAGUGUGGCAAAAGACGUCAAAAGUGAAAGUAAUGGCUCAGAAGUGCAUGCUCAGGCUAGCAAACCUCCUGGAGACAAAAAAAAUACUUCCUUGCCAGCAGAAGAAAAGAAAGUCCAGAAUGGUAAAGGUUCUUCUAGCACUGGAGGUUCAUUGGCGACUUUUUGGAGUCGUGCAUCCGCGAAGUCAAAGCCCAGUUGUCCAGCAGAAAAUAGUAACUUAAUUCCAAAUCCUGCUGGAGCUAGUUCAGACGCUCAAAUUUGUGCUCAAGAAGUGGUAGAAGGUUUCAGCAGUGACGAUGAUGUGCAUGAUAUCAAUGUUAAGAGAGCUUCCAAUGGUGAAGGCACUAGGAAAAGGAGGGUGGUCUUUGACUUCUCAGAUGAUGAUGAAUAUGAAGAUGCAGUCAAUUUAGCAUCACCAGAAACUGUAGAAGGGAAAUCAGGUCGGGCUCUGAAAGAAAGUAUCAACAUUCCGGUUCCAGAGAAAUCCAAUUCGAACUUUGACAAGCAGGUAGAAGAUAAACCGAAAACUAAGGAAGAGAUAUCAAUUGGAUCUGAACAAUUAUUGAAAGAAGAUUCUUCAGUUCUUAGGAAUGAUGGGGCUAUGGCCAUUUUUCCUACAGAGAAGAAAAACAAGCAGUUAAACAAAGAGGAUAAACAAAUCAAGGCUGCUCCAGAUUCACCUAAAAGGAAAAAGAUUCUAAAGACACGCAUUGAUGAGCGUGGCAGAGAAGUCACAGAGGUGGUUUGUGAGGGUCAAGAGACAGCACCACCCAAGAAAGCUGAAUGUGAUACAACAAAAGUUGAUAAUAAUUUAGUCACCAGUGCUGCUGUUAACAGGCCUCCUGCAGCUAAGAAGGCAUCGGCAGUUGGCAACACUGCUCCAUCCAAUGCAACAGGCAAAACAGGAAACAAGAAAGCGGGAAACAAGGAUUCUAAGCAAGGCAACCUUCUUUCUUUCUUCAAGAGGGUUUGAGAAUCUAAAGCCGGAAAGAAAAUUGUUCCGUUGGAUUGUUUUUCAAGUCGUGGUGUUCAUGUAAAGCCUUGUAUGGCUGCUAGAGAGCCUUAUAAGCCCCGUUUUGAGCUGUUGAUAUAGGUUUUUGUGCAAUUUCAAUCUAGCCGCGGCUUGGUUCUUUUUCCCAGUUGAUCCUUAGUGUUACUGAUUCAAUUUUCGUUCAAUGUACAUGCUAUUAUUUAUAGCUUUCAGAAUCGAAAA